Messenger RNA from Lycium ferocissimum, 2007 nucleotides. RefSeq names its product protein PYRICULARIA ORYZAE RESISTANCE 21-like. Lineage: Eukaryota; Viridiplantae; Streptophyta; Magnoliopsida; Solanales; Solanaceae. Gene Ontology annotation, molecular function: metal ion binding. The coding region runs from base 1223 to 1816 and encodes 197 amino acids. The record is from RefSeq and is a predicted model, not a curated record. The transcript is spliced from 3 exons.
UUCCAAAAUUUUAGGGGUAAAUUGUUCAAAAUCCUAAACUUUGAAGGGGCAAUAUGUACAUCAUCCUCUUGAUCAAAUACAAAACAAUUCACCUCUUUCCGAUUUCUCUUCAGAGUUGAUAAGGCGGCACUGAAAAUGGCAUCUACUCCAAGCUCUACCCUAUCUCCUCUUUAUGAAAAAUCCAACAUCUUUACUUCUCCCCAUAAAUUCACUUUCUCCCUCAAACUUCACUCUAAAUCCAAAAUCGCCCCCCAAGUUUCACUUCAAGAACAACCCCAAAUAAAAAACGUUUCUUCUACAAAAAGCAAGCUUUGGGUCAACCCCCAAAAGCCCAAGAGCUUCAGACCUGAAACGAAAAUCUUAUGAUUUCAGGUAUACUUCUUUAGUGAAAGUAGCUGAGAAUUUACAAUCUACGGAUGUUCGGAAAGCUUACUGUAACUGUUUGAUUGACAUCUGCGUCAACCUUAAUAAAUUGGAGAGAGCUUGUGAGUUAUUAGAUAUUGGGCUAACUCUCAACAUCUAUACUGAUAUUAUGUCUCAGACUGCAACUCAAUGGUCUUUACAUUUGAAGAGCCUCUCGCUUGGGGCAGCUUUAACAGCAUUGCACAUCUAGAUGAUUGACUUGAACAAAGCACUUGAAACUUGGGUAAUUAUCCAGAGAAUUAACUCUAUUACAGGCUAAGAAGGAGAGACAUUAAAAAAAGUACAAAAAAAAAAAAAAAAAAAAAAAUUGAAACAAGACUCAAACAAUUGUAAUCAGAUUGAGGUAGCAACACAUAUGCACCAGUAACUAAUGAGUUAACAACUUUUAAAAUGUUUUGUCGGAUGAGGAUUCAAAAAUAAAUUUAAAUUUUGUACCAAAACUUUUGAUAAUAUUAGUACAUAAAGUCAUAAACUAGGAGCUGUACUAUAAUUCAGUUAAUGUACAUUUACUUGGUAACGAAGGGAAGAGGAGAUGUGACUAUCAAAGCCGGUACAUGCAAUUGCAAAUGCAGAGUAUAUAGUCACCAGCCUUAAUUAGGCUCCCCCCACACAUUUUAAUGGCUGCCAAUUUAGAUUAUAUCAUUAUUUUCAACUUCCAUUUUAGACGUGUUCCUACUUUAUUCCUUCCAUUUUACAAAUUUGUUUCUUCAUCUUUCUUUCAUAGUAUUAAUUACAAAUAUUCUCUUUUCUACCUCUAUUCUCUCCACAUAGAAUUCAUUUCUCUUUAAGAGUAUCAACCAUGAGUGGUGACAAGACUGAGAAGACCACCAUUAUGGUGCUCAAGCUCAAGGUUGAUCUUCAAUGUUCCAGCAGCUACAAGAAGGUUAAAAAAAUUCUCUGUAAAUUCCCUCAAAUUAGAGACCAGGUAUAUGAUGAGAAGGCAAAUACAGUCACAAUCACUGUGGUAUGUUGCAAUCCCGAGAAAAUUCGUGACAAAUUGUGUUGUAAGGGAUGUGGAGUGUUUAUUAGCAUUGAAAUCAUAGUACCUAAAUCGCGAACACCACCGUCAACACCACCGUCAACACCACCGCCAUCACCACCACCACCACUUCAACUCACUCUUAAUUUGCCAUUAGUGCUAAUGCCAAUUCAAGUGUACCCACCACCGCCACCAGGAUGCCGUUGUGGGCAAUGCGACCCACCACUGCAACCAGGAUGUCGUUGUGGGCAAUGCGACCCACCACCGCCACCAGGAUGUUGUUGUGGGCAAUGCGACCCACCACUGCCACCAGGAUGUCAUUGUGGGCGAUGCGACCCACCACCGCCACCAGGAUGUCGUUGUGGGCAAUGCGGCGGAAGGGGCUGUUGUGUGAGCAGAUGUGAUUGGUACUAAUACCACAGGAUGCUCAAUUAUGUAAGGUGGCCCAAUGGCAGCUAGAUUAUUAUGGGUCAUUAUCUAGGCUUAUCAAUGCAUCUUCUGAUUGGGGUCUCUUAAUGUGGUUGUCUUUUUCUUUACCGAUUGUCAUAGAUGAAAAUCAAUGUAUUGUAGUUUUUUUUCUUCUUUGCUUUUUCUUUUGUCAAAUA